AUGAAUAGAAGACGUAGCAGAAAUAGCUCUGUAAGUGAUUAUGAUGACUGGAAUAAUUCACUAUCAGUGGAUGGAUCAUCCAAAAAUACAAACACCGUGAAUAAAAGUAAUAUCGAUAGUUUAAUUAACACGCAGCUAGCGAUAAAAAAAUAUCGUAGGAAAGCCCAGGAAAGAGUAGAAUCUGAUUUUCAUCGCACAUUCAAAAUUUCUUGGAAUAAUGAACGUGUUCUUGAUGUCUUUUCAUGUGCUCUGAAAAAGGAUAUCUUACUACAAGGCAAACUUUAUUUAACGCAAUAUAGACUGUGUUUCUAUUCUAGCAUCUUUGGAUAUGAAACUACUGUUACUAUCAAUUAUACAGAUAUCUGCGAGAUUUCUAAACAAAAAACGGCGUUACUUUUUCCAAAUGCUCUGCUGAUCAGAACACAAAGUGAAAAGUACCUAUUUCAAUCUAUUAUAUCUCGCGAGUCUGCGUACAGGAUUUUAACGGAAAUGAUCGCCGCUCGUACAUCCUCAUUAAACAUGGAAGAUGGUGAUCGCUCUAAUGAUUCUCACAGCAGCGACAAGGAUGUUUCAUACAAUCAAGAAGCUUCAACCCCCAGUGACGAAUCCUUACGAGUACCUAUAAACGAUAGAGUAUAUGCGGAAGUUCCUGUAAGUGAUGGCGAUGAAACAGCGUUCUAUCAUAAUCCCCACUUCCAUGAUUUAUCUCGAUCUCGAAUAACAAGCAGAUUAGAGAAAAGCUCACGAGGAAUUGACUUGUAUACAUUUAUUGGUUUAUUAGACUCUCAAAAAACUAACAAAGGUAGAAAGUCUUUUCAGAUGUCUGGAGUUAUCAUUGUAUUGUAA
Molecule: messenger RNA, 846 nt
Organism: Trichoplax adhaerens
Lineage: Eukaryota; Metazoa; Placozoa; Uniplacotomia; Trichoplacea; Trichoplacidae
Exons: 10
Coding region: 1-846 (281 amino acids)
Biological process (GO): intracellular sterol transport
Cellular component (GO): plasma membrane; endoplasmic reticulum-plasma membrane contact site; endoplasmic reticulum membrane
Molecular function (GO): sterol binding; sterol transfer activity
Source: RefSeq, a predicted model, not a curated record